Molecule: messenger RNA, 921 nt
Organism: Microdochium trichocladiopsis
Lineage: Eukaryota; Fungi; Ascomycota; Sordariomycetes; Xylariales; Microdochiaceae
Exons: 7
Coding region: 1-921 (306 amino acids)
Biological process (GO): proteolysis
Molecular function (GO): serine-type endopeptidase activity
Source: RefSeq, a predicted model, not a curated record
AUGGUCAGAGUUUCUCGCCUCGCAACCGGCCUCGGCGCCGCCGCCAGUGUCGUCUCGGGUCUCACGAUCCCUGAUGUCGACGAGAAUGGUGUGCAGGUCGCGCUGGGUUUCGACCCCACGCAGGCCUUCUAUGUGGCCGAGAGCAGCGUCCACACCGAGACUGUCAACUACGACCCAGCCGUGCUGCUCGCCAUGGGCGACCUUGUCGCCGAGCCGAGCAACCACACCGACGUUGAGCUGGCUGAGAGAGCCAUCUACGGAGCCGAUGACCGCCAGAACUGGGAGGACGGCAACUACCCGUACUCUGCGAUCGGCAAGGUCAGGUGGUCCAACGGUGUCUGGUGCACUGGUACUCUCGUUGGUCCCCGCCACGUCAUCACGGCUCGCCACUGCACUCCCACCAACGGCGAGAACGUGAGCGUCCGCUUCUCGCCCUUCUACUACAACGGCGAGACCAGAUAUCCGGGCUCGCAGGUGACGACCUACAUCUACUCUACCGACACCUCGGGCUCCUGCCUUUACGGUCUGGACUGGGCCAUCCACAUCCUCCAGGACCGCAUCGGUGAGCAGCGCGGCUACUUUGGCGCGCGGACCAUGUCGAGCCAGUGGCUGAACCGUGACAUCUUUUACAACGGCCCCUCCCCAGUCGGCUACCCCGGCGACCGCAACAACGGCGAGCGUCCCAUCCGCUCCGGCGGUAGCCGCCUCUUCGAGUCGGGCGGCUGUGGCAGCGACAGCCCGACGCUCGGCAACAUCGACACCGCCGGCGGCCAGUCUGGCGGCCCCAUCUGGGAGUACCCCGGCACCGGCGACCGAUACGUCAUGGGCACGCUGUACGGCUCCUCGUCGGCCUCGUCUGUGUGGGCAACCGGCCAGACCCUGGUUAAUGCGGUAAUUUCCGCCCGCAACGACUUCCGCUAA